UAUCCCUCCACAUCCCCCCCGGGUCUGUCACUCCUCUGGAUGUUUCUUUUCCAUCACUCUUCUCUUUCAUCUUCUCCCAUAUCUCCCAGAAUAGGAUUCGACGUGCUGUGAAUCCCCCGGCAACAUGGGUGUCGUCAACAUGAUGUCCCGCUUCAAGCCUCAGGCGGAGCACUCCGAGGCAUCGACUGAGGUUCCCACUCCUGCUCGCUCCGACUCUAACGCUGAGAAGAACGAUGUUCUCCUCGAUGACAGCCCCGUCAAGUAUCUGACUUGGCGCUCCUUCAUCCUGGGUAUCGUUGUGUCUAUGGGUGGUUUCAUCUUCGGUUAUGCCACUGGUCAGAUCUCCGGUUUCGAGACCAUGGAUGACUUCCUGCGUCGUUUCGGUCAACUCCAGUCGGAUGGAUCCUACGCCUUCAGCAACGUCCGCAGUGGUCUGAUCGUCGGUCUGUUGUGUAUCGGUACUAUGAUUGGUGCUCUCGUGGCUGCUCCCAUCGCAGACCGUAUGGGCCGCAAAUUCUCUAUCUGCUUCUGGUCUGUCAUCCACAUCGUUGGAAUCAUCAUCCAGAUCGCCACCGACUCCAGCUGGGUCCAGGUCGCCAUGGGCCGUUGGGUCGCCGGUCUGGGUGUUGGUGCCCUGUCCAGCAUUGUCCCCAUGUACCAGAGUGAGUCUGCUCCUCGUCAGGUUCGUGGUGCCAUGGUCAGCGCCUUCCAGCUGUUCGUCGCCUUUGGCAUCUUCAUCUCCUACAUUGUCAACUUCGGUACCGAGAGGAUUCAGUCCACUGCUUCCUGGCGUAUCACCAUGGGCAUUGGCUUCGCCUGGCCCCUGAUCUUGGCCAUUGGCUCUCUGUUCCUCCCCGAGUCUCCUCGCUAUGCCUACCGCCAGGGCCGUGUCGAUGAGGCCCGUGAGGUCAUGUGCAAGCUCUACGGUGUUGGCCCCAACCACCGCUGCAUUGCCCAGGAGAUGAAGGACAUGAAGGACAAGCUGGAUGAGGAGAAGGCCGCUGGUACCGCAGCGUGGCACGAGCUCUUCACCGGUCCCCGCAUGUUCUACCGUACCAUGCUCGGCAUUGCUCUGCAGUCCCUGCAGCAGCUGACGGGUGCCAACUUCAUCUUCUACUACGGAAACAGUAUCUUCAAGUCCACCGGUCUCAGCAACAGCUACGUCACUCAGAUCAUCCUGGGUGCCGUCAACUUCGGUAUGACCCUGCCCGGUCUGUACGUCGUCGAGCACUUCGGUCGUCGUAAGAGUCUGAUGGUCGGUGCCUCCUGGAUGUUCAUCUGCUUCAUGAUCUGGGCCUCCGUCGGCCACUUCGCUCUGGACCUGGACGACCCCCUCUCCACUCCCGCCGCCGGCAAGGCCAUGAUCAUCUUCACCUGCUUCUUCAUCGUCGGCUUCGCCACAACCUGGGGACCCAUCGUGUGGGCGAUCUGCGGUGAGAUGUACCCGGCCCGCUACCGUGCUCUCUGCAUUGGAAUUGCCACCGCCGCCAACUGGACCUGGAACUUCCUCAUCUCCUUCUUCACCCCCUUCAUCAGUGCCUCCAUCGACUUCGCCUACGGCUACGUCUUCGCUGGUGGCUGCUUCGUCGCCAUCUUCGUCGUCUACUUCUUCGUCAACGAGACUCAGGGUCGCACCCUCGAGGAGGUCGAUACCAUGUACGUCCUCCACGUCAAGCCCUGGAAGAGUGCCGAUUGGGUUCCCCCGGAGGGUAUCGUGCAGGACAUGCACCGUCCCCCUUCGGCAGCCAAGCCCGAGCCCGAGGACCGUGUCGAGCACAGCCAGCCCACCGAGCUCCGCGAGUAAGCGGUCAUCCAAUCGCGUUGGGCCGGCCUCUCGCUCUCUUGCUCUUGUACAUUGAAGAAACCCCUUUGCAGCAUUUACAACUCGUUUUAAUCGCUUGAACGCUUUUUUUUUAACACUCUUUUUUCGCUAUGAAUUGUGUCCUCGCAUGGGCUUAUGGCUUUGAAAUGCCUGGAUAUGGAUGGACGGAUGGAUGGAUAAGGAAACUUCGGAAGGGAAAUCGGGGGAAUUGCUUACUUGCUACUACGAACAUCGGCGUUUUUAUUAGUGAUACCUGCUCUCGCACUUGCUCCCUAGCAUUGCAUUGCAUACCAUAGCUUGUUUGCUUGCUUGCUUGCUUACAUCUCCCUGGAGAUUUCGAGGCUAUUGAGAAACGAUUAAUACAAGUACAUAUGAAUAAGAUCUUCUCCCUU
This is a messenger RNA of Aspergillus heteromorphus CBS 117.55, 2214 nucleotides long. RefSeq names its product sugar porter family MFS transporter. The coding region runs from base 125 to 1804 and encodes 559 amino acids. Gene Ontology annotation, cellular component: plasma membrane. Gene Ontology annotation, biological process: carbohydrate transport; transmembrane transport. NCBI's taxonomy places the organism in Eukaryota, Fungi, Ascomycota, Eurotiomycetes, Eurotiales, Aspergillaceae. The record is from RefSeq and is a predicted model, not a curated record. The transcript is spliced from 3 exons. Gene Ontology annotation, molecular function: carbohydrate:proton symporter activity.